CGUUUUUCAACCAAGAGUCUUCUCUCUCAUCAUCUCACUCUCACUCUCUCUCUACAAAAGCAGCAACACAUUCACUGAAGCAAACAAUUUCAUUGAUUCGUACAUCAACAGUGUUCACUUGCACCGAUUUGUACGUUGUUCAUUAAUUAUUCAAGCAAUCAACGGCGAUUCAAUCGUUUGAUCAUUGAUUGUUGCGGAUUUUCAAUUGCGUUAUUUAAAUCAAAUGCGAUUUACAGAUAACGGUGCUGAAGUUCACUUAGGGUUUGUGUAAUCAUCGAAGUUUGAAAUUAAGCUGUGAAGAUGAGUGGAGCAGUGCUUGUGGCUGUUGCUGCUGCUGUUGGUAAUCUGCUUCAAGGAUGGGAUAACGCCACUAUUGCUGGAGCUGUGUUAUACAUAAAGAAAGAGUUUCACUUGGAAAGUGAACCAACCAUUGAAGGUUUGAUUGUGGCUACAUCAUUAAUUGGUGCCACCUUGGUUACAACUUGCUCUGGUGGAGUAGCGGAUUGGCUUGGUCGACGGCCCAUGCUUAUCAUAUCAUCAGUUUUGUAUUUUCUCAGCGGUCUAGUUAUGCUAUGGGCACCCAAUGUUUACAUCCUUCUUUUGGGUAGAUUGUUAGACGGUUUUGGGAUCGGGUUGGCGGUCACUCUUGUUCCUGUCUAUAUAUCCGAGACGGCACCUCCUGAAAUAAGAGGGUCACUCAAUACGUUGCCUCAGUUUACGGGUUCUGGUGGGAUGUUUUUGUCGUACUGCAUGGUGUUUGGGAUGUCAUUAAUGGAGUCGCCUAACUGGAGGUUGAUGCUCGGGGUGCUCUCCAUCCCGUCACUCGUUUAUCUUUUUCUUACCAUAUUUUUCUUGCCGGAGUCUCCAAGGUGGCUUGUUAGCAAAGGUAGAAUGCAGGAAGCCAAACAGGUUUUGCAGAGGCUACGUGGGAAAGAAGACGUGUCAGGUGAGAUGGCUUUACUAGUUGAGGGGCUAGGAGUCGGGGGAGAAACAUCAAUAGAAGAAUUCAUAAUCGCCCCUGCAAAUGAUCUCGAACAGGAUCAAGACGAAGCUGCGAAAAUCAAGCUGUACGGUCACGAAGCAGGGGUCUCGUGGAUUGCUCGACCCGUCACCGGACAGAGUAUGCUUGGUAUUGCAUCUCGUCAAGGAAGUACUAUAAACCCGAGUGUCCCCCUUAUGGAUCCACUCGUCACCCUCUUCGGUAGUGUCCACGAGAAGCUUCCGGAUGCUGCUGGUAGCAAAGGAAGCAUGCUGUUCCCACACUUCGGAAGUAUGUUCAGUGUUACUGGAAAUCAAGCUAAACACGAGGAUUGGGAUGAAGAGAGUGUCGGUAGAGAAGGUGAUGAUUACGGAUCCGAUGGUGCCGGGAAUGAUUCUGAUGACAACUUGCAUUCUCCCUUAAUUUCCCGACAAACUACAAGUGUCGAGAAAGACAUGAUUCAGCCUGCUUCUCAUGGCAGUAUUCUUGGUGUUAGAAACGGUAGUGCGGUGCAAAACGCAGCAGGAGAACAGUUAAGUAGCACGGGAAUCGGAGGCGGUUGGCAGCUCGCGUGGCAAUGGACAGAACGAGAAGGGCAAGAUGGUCAGAAGGAAGGAGGGUUUAAAAGAAUCUAUUUGCACCAAGAAGCUGGAACCGGAUCUCAACGUGGGUCAUUGAUUUCUAUCGCUGGCGGUGAUAUGGUGGCAGACGGUGGUGAUGUAUUCCAGGCUGCAGCGUUGGUUAGUCAGCCUGCACUUUACUCUAAAGAUCUUGUGGAUCAGCACCCAGUUGGACCGGCUAUGGUUCACCCAUCUGAAGCCGCAAUGAAAGGCCCGAGCUGGAGGGAUCUUUUUGAACCAGGAGUUAAGCAUGCGUUGUUUGUUGGUAUUGGUCUUCAGAUACUUCAACAGUUUUCUGGAAUCAAUGGAGUUCUUUACUACACGCCUCAAAUUCUUGAAGAAGCAGGUGUUGGCGUUCUUUUAUCAAAUUUGGGCAUUAGUUCAACGUCAUCAUCGCUUCUUAUUAGUUGCAUCACGACUUUACUGAUGCUUCCUUGCAUUGCUGUAGCGAUGAGGCUUAUGGACAUCUCUGGAAGAAGGACUUUGCUGUUGACUACAAUUCCGGUCUUGAUUUUGACCCUAGUGGUGUUGGUGAUUGGAAGUGUAAUAGACUUUGGGAGCGUUGUGAAUGCAGCCAUCUCAACAGCUAGCGUUGUGAUCUAUUUUUGUUGUUUCGUGAUGGGAUUUGGUCCAAUCCCCAACAUCCUGUGCGCAGAGAUUUUCCCAACCAGAGUGCGUGGACUUUGCAUAGCCAUUUGCGCGCUCACUUUUUGGAUCUGUGACAUCAUCGUGACGUACUCACUGCCCGUAUUGCUUACUUCCAUUGGUCUCUCGGGAGUUUUUGGACUGUAUGCUGUCGUAUGCAUCAUAUCGUGGGUGUUUGUGUUCUUGAAGGUGCCUGAAACUAAAGGAAUGCCGCUUGAAGUUAUCACAGAGUUCUUUGCUGUUGGUGCGAAACAAAUUGCUGCAUCGAAGAGCAAUUGACUUGUGUUCAGCUGUUUGGUAUCAUCAACGUUUUUGGAGUGUGUUAUGGUGUUUAUCUUUGUCGUUUAUUUGAUGUUUUUGGUUUUAUUUAAGUUUUGUUGUGAUUGAAACAGGAAACUCAAGAUUUUUAGUUUUUAAUGUUGUAAUUGCUUGUACCAUUUGUCUCAACACACAAGUUUAGGUCC
This is a messenger RNA of Helianthus annuus (common sunflower), 2708 nucleotides long. RefSeq names its product monosaccharide-sensing protein 2. The coding region runs from base 301 to 2523 and encodes 740 amino acids. Gene Ontology annotation, biological process: transmembrane transport. NCBI's taxonomy places the organism in Eukaryota, Viridiplantae, Streptophyta, Magnoliopsida, Asterales, Asteraceae. The transcript is spliced from 6 exons. Gene Ontology annotation, cellular component: membrane. Gene Ontology annotation, molecular function: myo-inositol:proton symporter activity. The record is from RefSeq and is a predicted model, not a curated record.